AUGUCCAAAAGAGUGAAUUUUGUACCUAUGGUUAACAGUGAAAGGAAGAAAAGGAAGCAUCUGUCUUUGUCAAUAGCUCAGAAAGUAGAGUUAUUGCAGAAGCUUGAUGCUGGUGUGUCCGUGAGACAUCUUACUGAAGAGUAUGGUGUGGGAACCACCACCAUAUAUGACCUAAGGAAACAGAAAGACAAGUUGCUGAAAUUUUAUAGUGACAGUGAUAACCAAGAGCUAAUGAAAAGUAGAAAAACAUUGCACAGGGCCAAAAAUGAAGAUCUUGACCGUGUGUUGAUUGAAUGGAUUCGACAGCAAAGAAGUAAAGAUAUGCCACUAACUGGUUUAUUGGUCAUGAAACAAGCUAGAAUAUACCACGAGGAACUGAACAUUGAAAGUGCGUGUGAGUAUUCAGAAGGCUGGCUGCAGAAAUUUAAAAAGCGUCAUGGUAUCAAAUAUCUUAGAAUGUGUGGUGAAAAAACUUCUGAUCAUGAAACUACUGAAACUUACAUUGAUGAAUUCGCUAAGAUAAUAUCUGAUGAAAACCUUAGCCCUGAACAAAUUUACAAUGCUGAUGAGACAGCUCUGUACUGGUGUUAUGUUCCUAGAAAAACCUUAACAAUGGCUAAUGAAAGGUUACCAACAGACCUCAAGGAUGCUAAGCAAAGAUUAACUGUUCUUGGGUGUGCUAAUGCUGCAGGCACACACAAAAUAAAAUUGGCAGUGAUAGGAAAAAGCCUAAAUCCAAAGUGUUUAAAAGAUGUGGGCAGUUUACCUGUGCAUUAUUAUGCAAACAAGAAAGCAUCAGUAACAAGAGAAAUCUUUUCUGACUGGCUCAAUAAGCACUUUGUGCCAGCAGCGCGAGCUCAUUGCAAGCAAUCUGGACUGAAAGACAAUUGCAAAAUUUUACUGUUUCUAGACAACUGUUCUGCACAUCCCCCUCCAGAACUUCUUGUGAAAAGUAAUGUUUUCAGCAUUUACCUUCCCCCUAAUGUAACAUCUAUAAUACAGCCCUGUGACCAAGGAAUUUUGCGCUCCAUGAAAAGCAAGUAUAAACAAUUUUUUUUUGAACAGCAUGCUUGCUUCGGUUAA
Molecule: messenger RNA, 1083 nt
Organism: Chinchilla lanigera (long-tailed chinchilla)
Lineage: Eukaryota; Metazoa; Chordata; Mammalia; Rodentia; Chinchillidae
Product: jerky protein-like
Exons: 1
Coding region: 1-1083 (360 amino acids)
Cellular component (GO): nucleus
Molecular function (GO): DNA binding
Source: RefSeq, a predicted model, not a curated record